AUGUAUCUGCUUUGGCAUGGAAAAGAUGAAAACGACGGCGCUGAUAAGCGUCACAUAGAUCGGGCGCCUCCUUUGACUCGACUAAGUGUACACCUUCAGCACUCGGAAUGGAGAAGGAUAUAUAUGGCAUUUUUUGGAUUCUUCAUUCUUUUCUCGGAAACGGGAGUCAGGCAGGUGAUGAACAUUUUUGUUCCUUCGAUUACGGUUGCAUAUAACUGUACGAAAACGGAAGUCGAUACAGUAGUGAUUGUCUUACCGACGUGUUUACCAAUUUUUUUAAAAAUCUGUACAUCAUACUUUAAUAAUCACUGUUUUGGAUGUGCCUUAAUGAGAAAUGCUAUUAUCUCCGUUCAAUGUGAGUAUUUUACUUCAAUGCGCAAUACCGUCAUGUCGUUCAUAUCUAUUGGACCAGGGAUUGGAAUAUUCUUGUUACCUCGAAUUCUCGUCUCUUUGAUCAAUAAAUUCUCGUGGAACUUUGGAUUUCGAUUUCUAGCAACGCUAUACAUCAUCUGCGGCAUUAUAGCCAUCUUCAUCACGAAGCGAUCAGCAACACAGCAGCACUCUUUUGCUCAUUUCACUGGAAUAAAGGAAAUUUUUUUAAGGAAAAAAUACUACCAUGGAAUCGCGUCUAUCAUUGGGCGGUCUCUUCUCACGCUCUUCUUGGGUCUCACCAAUGCUAAUAUAUUGAUAGUAAUGAUUUUUAACUACGUAGUAGCACAAGGCAGUAUUUUUUCGGCAUCAUUCUGUUUCACACUGUGGGAAUUCCGGAUUCAAAACGUUUUCGCCGGAGUUGGAAUAGGAUUUUUCCAAGCGACGCUUGCUCAGUUUCUGUUGUCGAUGGUCGGACCCUCGCAACUUCCGGGAGCUUUAGGUUAUACAAAUCUUGUGAAUGGUGCGGCAGCAUUCACUGCGGUGCACAUCGCAGGUACAGUCCGUUUGAAUGAGUUUUUUCUUGUAUACGCUAAUACUGAAGGCGAUGUGAAUAUGAAAGAGGUUGAGAUUCCUGAACUUCGUAUAAUGUUAAAACAAGCUCCAGAAGAUUGA
Molecule: messenger RNA, 1044 nt
Organism: Angiostrongylus costaricensis
Lineage: Eukaryota; Metazoa; Nematoda; Chromadorea; Rhabditida; Metastrongylidae
Source: the annotation of a GenBank genome assembly